Molecule: messenger RNA, 2334 nt
Organism: Linnemannia hyalina
Lineage: Eukaryota; Fungi; Mortierellomycota; Mortierellomycetes; Mortierellales; Mortierellaceae
Source: the annotation of a GenBank genome assembly
AUGUCAAUCGACUCACACAACCUUUUCGCCAACGCAGCCGUCGGCUCAAGCUCAGGAGGCAUUGGAGUGGGUCGUGCUGGUCCACGGACUGGACCCACAAAUGCAACUCUUGUCAAUGGCGCAAAGACUGCUACGGUCGUCCGACGGACAGGUGUGCAAGGGAAGCAACCUAUCAAGAAACUCGUUAUCAAAAACUUCACAGUUACACCGCAGUUACCCAAGGACUAUGAACUCGAGACCUGGAAAGUCCUUCAAGAGGCUGUCAGAGCUAUUCAGGAGUCCAGACCUGUCCCAUCAUCCCUGGAGGAAUUAUACAAAACUUGCGAGAACCUCUGUCACCAAAAAUUCGCCGAUUCAACUUACAAAAGACUAAAGGCGGAGGUCGAGAGCCAUGUCAGGACAGUGGUCGAGAGUCUCAACGCCGACCAGACGGAGAAGGAGCCCUUUCUGGAGCACGUCCACAGGGCGUGGACCGAUCACUGCCGGCAGCUGAUCAUGAUCCGCAGCAUCUUCCUCUACCUGGACCGGACAUUUGUCUUGCAGACUCUGGGAGUCUCGAGUAUUUGGGAGAUGGGCUUGGACCUCUGGCGGACGUUGGUGAUGAGCCAGCCUGAGAUUCGUAGCAAGGUUAUUGGAGGCAUUCUCAGUUUGGUCGAUAUGGACCGGACGGGCGACGCUGUCUCACAGCCUUUGAUCCUGUCCAUGCUGCGCAUGCUGUCCGACAUUCACUUGUACACGUCGCUGUUCGAGACGCCCUUCUUGCAGGCGUCCAGAUCGUUUUACCACGUCGAAGGAGGCGAGUAUGCGAUCAAGCUGACAGUGCCGGAGUACUUGCGUCAUGCCAAUAAGCGAUUGAAGGAGGAGACUCACCGUUUUGAGGGUUACCUUGACAAGUCGACCAGGCGAGGACUCAUAAGCGCUGUCGAAGGAGAGAUGCUGGAGAGGUGGAACGAUAUGCUUUUGCAGAAGGGAUUUGAGGGUGUCAUGGUUGCUCAUAACCUAGCAGAUCUGAAGCUGUGGUACGACCUCUUGGCCAGGGUCAACGGUUUAGAGAAGCUGAGCUUCCACUUUGGAAACUACGUCAAGAAAACUGGUAAGGGGCUGGUUAUUGAUCCAACAAAGGACGAUACCAUGGUCGAAGAGCUGUUGACGUUCAAGCAAGGAGUUGACGAGGUUGUGAGCAAGUGCUUCAACAGCUCGGAUCUGUUCCUCAACGUUCUCAAGGAGUGUUUCGAGGCAUUCGUCAACAUUCGGCAAAACAAGCCGGCAGAGUUGGUCGCCAAGUAUCUGGACCUCCGACUGCGCAGUGGCAACAAGGAAUUGUCGGAUCAGGACCUGGAGUCGACACUGGAUCGUGUUCUCAUCCUUUUCCGGUAUAUCCAAGGAAAGGAUGUCUUUGAGGCCUUUUACAAGCGCGAUCUUGCCAAGAGGUUGUUGUUGAAUAAGAGUGCAUCCUUUGACGCAGAGAAGAGCAUGCUGAGCAAGCUGAAAGCAGAGUGCGGAGCAGGAUUCACAACAAAGUUGGAGGGCAUGUUUAAAGAUAUGGAUACUUCCAAGGACAUUAUGGUCAAUUUCAGGGCCAGCAAAAUGCACAACAAGAUCGGUCAUCUGGAGCUUAAUGUCAACGUCUUGACCCAGGGUAACUGGCCGACCUACCCUCCAGCCGAGGCAAAUAUUCCAGACCAGAUCUCGCAAUGCCAGGAAGUGUUCAAAGAGUUCUAUCUAUCCAAGCACAAGGGCAAGCGGCUCAACUGGCAAAACUCGCUCGGACAUAGUGUCGUCAAGGCCAACUUCCCAUUGGGAACCAAGGAGCUGCAGCUCAGUUUGUUCCAAGCGAUUACUGUACUACUUUUCAACGACACUGGCGAUUCGUCACUGUCGUACAAGGACAUCAGGCAACAGUCUAAUAUUGAGCAAAAGGAGUUGAACAGGACAUUGCAGUCGUUGGCGUGUGGAAAGUACAGAGUGUUGGUGAAGAGUCCAAAGUCGAAGGAUGUGUCUGAGACGGAUGAGUUCAAGUUCAACAAGGACUUUACGGCAUCCCUGACGAGGAUCAAGGUCAACUCGAUUCAGCUCAAGGAAACUCAGGAGGAGAACGCCUCAACCAACGAGCGCAUCUUCCAGGACCGCCAGUUCCAAGUUGACGCUGCCAUUGUUCGCAUCAUGAAGACUCGGAAGCAGCUUUCACACACUCUUCUGAUCAGUGAGCUCUUUGAUCAACUCAAGUUCGCAAUCAAGCCAACGGACCUGAAGAAGCGCAUUGAGAGUUUGAUUGACCGUGAUUACCUAGAGCGUGACAAGAAUGACCAGAGUCUGUACAAAUACGUAGCUUAA